UGGCGGCUCGGAAAAUCCGAAUGGUCUCGCAGCCGCGCCAAAGACAGCCACGGUGGCCCGGGACCCCUUUGCGUUUGGCUUCUCCAGGGCUGUGGAAACGUCCAGGCAGCGGCACCUGCGUCUGCGCUGCGCUUGCAGACGGAAAGGCCGGCUCAUCCUAACCAUUGAUCUCGCUGCCCCCUUCUCUCCCCUUUUGCGCGCGCGAACAAGGAUGGCGCCUCAUCCCUCGGGUGCGCCAACUGUCCAAGGGACCUACGAGACUGAGCGGUCCUUCCCGGGCGCCUCGGACGACGAAGGGGCCUGCGUUGCGUCCGCUCCGCCCAGCCCCGCUCGCUCGCGGGGCAACGGCGCCGAGGAGGAAGGGGGCGGCUGCCGAGGGGCCUCGAGGAAGCUCCGGACCAGGCGCGGCGGGCGCAGCCGGCCCAAGAGCGAGCUGGCUCUGAGCAAGCAGCGACGCAGCCGGCGCAAGAAGGCCAACGACCGCGAGCGCAAUCGAAUGCACAACCUCAACUCGGCGCUGGACGCGCUUCGCGGUGUCCUGCCCACCUUUCCGGACGAUGCCAAGCUGACCAAGAUCGAGACGCUACGCUUCGCGCACAACUACAUCUGGGCGCUGACGCAGGCGCUGCGCAUAGCGGACCACAGCCUCUACGGGCUGGAGGCGCCCGCGCUGCCCUGCGGGGAGCUGGGCAGCCAGGACGGCGGCUCCCCGGGAGACUGGGGCUCCCUCUACUCCCCGGUCUCCCAGGCGGGCAGCCUGAGCCCCGCCGCCUCGCUGGAGGAGCGUCCCGGGCUGCAGGCCCCUGCCUCCCCUGCCAGUCUGCGCCCCGGCGCCCUCGCUUUUUCAGACUUCCUAUGAAGGGGCCUGUCGGCCACUGGGCGGUGGGUGCUUGGGACAGAGGGAGGGGGCGGAGGCCGUCAGGGACACCGCGCUGCGGCGGCCCUGGUGCGAACUUGCUCCUCCAGGCUCGGGCUCGCUAACACCCGGUGAACCCCGGGCGCCCACGAGGGUGACAGGCUGCAUUCCAUCCCCAUCCUCCGCGCCGCGCCAACUCCAGCCCUCUGGUGCUGCCCGCGCAGGCCAGCAUUGCAGCCUCCGCACGUCCCCCUCCCUGCAGCCACCCUACCCUCAUUCAUGCAAAGACGAAGUCUCAUGCAAAGAAGAAGAGGAUGCUAGCUCUACGCACGCAGCCCGAGACACCCCCUGUCUCCAGCCACCCUACCCUCACUCAAGUCUGUGGGUCUGUCUCUUACCAAUCCUCCACCAAUGUGAUUUAACUCAGUAUUUGAUCUUUCACCGUUUGCUUUCUUCUCCAAAGACGCAGCGGACCUUCUUCUCCUCCAGUCCCUAUCAAGUCCUGGUUUCUGGCUGCUUCGCUGCCUUAAUCCAGGAAGGUGAUCCUCUGCCUUCUCUCGUGCACUUUUGGGAGCCAUUGCCCUCCCGAGGGGAGGGAGACCAGGCUGUGAACUGGGAAAGAGAUUGUCCGCCUGGGGAACUCUCCCGCUGCGACCUGAAGCGCCCUUCUUUUAAAAAGAAAAAAAAAGAAAAAGAAAAAGAAGAAAAAGAAAAAAUCAGACUGUAAAUUAUAUGAUAUCUUUUGAAGUGAAUUUUGGUAUGGUAUAUUAUAUGCCUCCCCUCCCUCCUUUACACGUUUGUAUUUAUUGAUGAGAUUUCACAGCAGGGGGGAAAGUCUAUUUUUUGUACAUAAGAUUAUUUAGAGACUGGUGAAUGAGAUUUUGAGCCAAUAAAAAAAGUACCCUCAAGAAGCCUCAGUUAGGUAACUCGACUAUGCAGAGGGGAGGGUCACAGCCCCCUGGCUGGGGCAGUGGUAGGCCUCAGUCCAAGGAGAAAUAUGAAACAUUCUGGGGGGUCUGAGCCCCUUCUCUGACUUGAGCUAAGAGGCUGUGGCCCUAGGCUGGAAGCAGAGCAGGUAGUGUCCUCAGGGCAAGUCAGCUAAACCUGUAUGGAAAGUAAGAGCUGGAGGGCUCUUAAGAAAACAUUGGUCCAGUUCCCAAUUUUAUUUAUAGGGCAGUGAACUGUCAUAUUCCAAAGAGUGGUUUAGGUGAAAGACAAGUCUCCAACUAGGGAUACUUGCUGGCGCUGCUGACCCUUGCCCCUACACCACUAGCCUGGACUUAGAGUGACUAGUGCAUUUGGGGAGGAAGAGUAGUAGCCUGACCACAGGGUCAGAGCCCUCAGAAACACUGAAAGUUGACUGGGCAUCCCAGGAAUGUUCCCAGGGUGCUUAGAGGGCUAGCAUGUUUUCUAAGCACAUUUUAUGCAGCCGGUUCUGGGUGUCCUGACGUGUGGCUUUGAGCAGCGGGAAGCAGAGAGUGGAGAGUCCCGCUGAAAUCUCUGGCACCCAGGACACCUGGCAGUCUUGAUCGAAAACUUAGCAAGAAUGUGUUCAAGCCACUCAUUACUCCCAAGGUAGAGGUGGGGUGCACGGCAGGGACUGAAACUAUUAGAGCACCCCUACAUGGCCUGCAGGACCCCUAGACCUCCAGGGAAGCCAGUGGAGCCCUAAGAAUCCGCAGAGCCCGCCUGGCACUCGGAACAGGAAAAUGGAGGGUGGGGACCCUACCCUGUGAAUUGAACCCCAGAGACCUCCUGGGAUUGGCUGCAGGAAGGAGCCAGCCAACCCCAGUGGGGCAUGGCACCCUCAUGGCCCACCCAGAGCCAGUCUGUAGGUGGGUUUCCAGUUAGAACGCAAAGGUCUUAGCAGGAGUUAAUGCCUCUUGAGUCUCUCUUUUGC
This is a messenger RNA of Canis lupus familiaris (dog), 2756 nucleotides long. RefSeq names its product neurogenin 3 (gene NEUROG3). The record is from RefSeq and is a predicted model, not a curated record. The transcript is spliced from 2 exons. Lineage: Eukaryota; Metazoa; Chordata; Mammalia; Carnivora; Canidae. The coding region runs from base 212 to 859 and encodes 215 amino acids. Gene Ontology annotation, molecular function: protein dimerization activity.